Molecule: messenger RNA, 1815 nt
Organism: Acanthosepion pharaonis
Lineage: Eukaryota; Metazoa; Mollusca; Cephalopoda; Sepiida; Sepiidae
Source: the annotation of a GenBank genome assembly
AUGUUGAAUAAUGUUCCAACAUUAGGAGAAAUACUGGUCUCUUAUUUAAAAGUAAAUAAAUCUGAAAGCGAAACUGAUCAACGUAAAUCUGAUAUACCUGAAAUGUUAGACAGCUGCUAUGAUUGCCUCACAGCUGUAUGCCGAACAUCAAAUGGCAGAAAGACACUGGUGGAAAACCAGACUGUCUCCCAACUUUGCACUUGUUAUAUAGAAGCUAAUUAUGGCAAUGAGAGAGCAUUGGAAGUUCUACAAUUGCUAGGUUCCACGUCUGGGCCCAAGAUUUGGAAGAAAAAUGAAAAAGGUUUACAUCACUUGUUGGAUUUCCUUUGUAAAAAAUUUUCUGAAAGCAAGGAGUUGGAAAAAUUCACCUAUUGUGAUAAGCUAUCCAACAUUCUAACAAGUGUCUCCACAGAUUUUAUUCCAAAGAACUCCCAUUCAUGGCCCCAAGACUUGGUAAAAACAUUAGUAGAAUUAAUCUGUUGUCAAUUAGGUCAGAAACAGCGUGAGUCUACUCUGAUAUUAGUAUCAGUGGUGGCUGAAAGUCUUGGAAUAGAAUUCCUGAUACCACCAAAUACUAGUGAUAAUCGACCACUCCUCUUAGCAGUUAAUUUAUGCUCUGUUGAAAUUGGGAUGCUUUUUCCAUUUUCUCCUAUUGAACAGAUUUUGGAAAAGGUUCAUUUACUGUGUGGCUACUUUAGUCUUGUUGAAAACACCAUAAAAUUUCUUGUCAGUAGUGAAGAAGGUCCUCCUUUGGAUGCCAACCAAAUUAUUCAGAUUCAUUCUUGCCUUAAAGAGACCGUAAAAUGUGUCAUGAUAUUCCUUAGUGACACUGCCAAAGCAGAUAACUCUCUCAAGGCCACAGAUCCAUUGAUACAGGCUUGUGUCCGACUUGUUGGAAUGUGGAUGAGAGAAGAAAGAGAAUCUUUAGAAGAAGAAAUCUCUCAACUUCUCCCUGUUUUAUUAACUUUUAGUGAGGAUUUAUUGAGUUUAGUUGAAGAAGAAAAGCUGACUCCAGAUAAUGUGGUUGUACUGACUUUUCUUUUCGAGGGCCUGUGUCAAUUAGGCAGUGAUAGGGAAGGUCGAGAAUUAUUGUUACGAUAUCGAGCACACAUUCCAUUAGGUCAGUAUUUGUUGCAAGGAUUAAACCAACUACACCAAACAGAUGAAAACACUCAGUUGUGUGUAGAAGUUAUGUGUGAUCUUCUUGUACAACUGAUAGAAUCGGAUGCAACAAUGAUAGCUUCAGAGCCAUUGUAUAUUAGUGUAAUGCACAAACUCUCCCAAGUAUUGUCUAAUAUUGUAUUUGAAAGUGAAUCAGUAAGUCUUGGAGCUGCCGUAUCAUUACUGGGUUUGAAUCUUUUACAGCUUCCUCUCUUGGCCAAAGAACUUGAAGAAGAUAAGCAACAAUUAUUUUUGAAGACUGUCAUUAUUUUUCUUAGUCGUGUCCAUGUUCUGUCAACUGGUUCAACUAAAAGCAAUAAACUGCUGAUCAGUGAAGACUAUUUGCCCCAUUGGGAAGAUAUUUCUACUUAUUGGCUCUCUGCUAUGCAUGUACUGAGUGCAUGUGUGAGCGUACACCCAAAACUGAUUGUUACUCAGUUGUUACAAAGUGGUUGGAUUCCACGAAUGCUCAAAUUAUUACAUCUUGUACAAAAAGCAAGCAUUUCAUCUGAAAUCAGCUCUGCUUACUUAGACCUAUUGUAUGCAAUAGCAGAUGCAGAGGAGAUGGCUAAAGCUAUCCUUUUGGAAGGUGAAGGAGUUUCUGUAGCAAAGAAAUUUGGAUAUUCCAAACUGCAGAAAAUACUGGAGCAGUAA